Molecule: messenger RNA, 2378 nt
Organism: Metopolophium dirhodum (rose-grain aphid)
Lineage: Eukaryota; Metazoa; Arthropoda; Insecta; Hemiptera; Aphididae
Exons: 9
Coding region: 342-1745 (467 amino acids)
Source: RefSeq, a predicted model, not a curated record
AUGCAGUUACAUUACUACAUGAUUCCUAAAACUAUUAUGAUGUCUACUAUACAUAUCACUUAUUAUUAUAUUUAUUAUUAUUAUUAGUUAUUAUAUUUUAAAUUAGAAAAAAAAUUUCAAUCAAAUUAGCCAUGCAAAUUCUACCAUAUAUAUGAUUAUUUAUUUUAUAUAAUUAAGCACCUAUACUUUUACAAAAUAUUGAUAUAGUUUUGUCAAAUUUUAAAAUUACAACAUAAACAAAUGAAGUAUUUAUUUAAUUAUAAAAUAAUUAUUAAGUUAUAAUUUUAUUUUUCAUAUUACAUUUGUUAUUUUAUUUAAAUAUUCCAUGGUUGGUAACAGGUAUGGAUUAUAAGAAGAAUACAUCACAUGUUGUAAUACAAUUUGAUGAUAAAACAAUUGAUGGUAAACAUUGUAUUGAUCUUGUACCUAUAUCAUGGACAUAUAUAAAGGAGAGCAAAUUGUAUUGCAAAUAUCCUAGUAAAAAAGAAUAUGCCCUAAUCGAUAAGAUGAACAAAAGUUUGUCUGAUCCUAAAAAAUCUUGGAAAGGCUUUGGUAUCAGUAUUAUGACAGAAGCUAGAAGUUAUGAGCAAGGUGUCAGGCGAAUGACUCUAGCAUUUUCAAAUUCAGUAAUACAUAGUAGUGCAGUUGAAGAGCCUAACAGUUCUGAAGAUGAGUGUAAUCCUAAAGAGCUAUCUGGAAAUGACCUUCAAAAACAUUUGAAAGACAUUUCAUCUUUUAUUAAAUUGAAUCCCACAAUUACAGAACAUAAAGCAAACUAUGAUAAAGAUCAGUGCGAUGCAUCAUCAUCUGAAAUAUCCUCAGCAUCAGAAAAGAAAAAAAUUUUAACAAAAAAGAAGUCUUUGAAAAAAAGCAUCUGGUCUGAUCAUUAUUUAGAUGGACAGCUACACUCUGACAAUGAAUCAUCUGAAUCAUCCUCGAUGUCAACUGAAAGGCAAUUAUUGUUAACGGGAAUAAAACCUUCGAAGAAAAUGGUUCGCUCUAGCCAUAAAUCUGAUGAAGAUAAUAUACAUUCUGAUGCAUCAAUUUCUUCUUUAAUGUCUACGGGAAAAAUAAAUUUACUAAGAAAAAAAUCUUCAAAAAAAGCCCAGUCUUAUGAAAAACUAAAUUUUGCAACUGAAAAAAGACUUGUUGAUGGUAAUGCUACAUAUGCACCAAAUAAGAAACAUUGCCCAACAUGUGGUCGCUCAGAUAAUGCUGUAACAGUUACUAAAUCCGAUUUAGAAUCACUCAAAAGAAGUAUUGAAUAUCGAAUUAAAGAAGAAGGAAAAAUAACUCGAGCAUUAAUUGAAGUUCCAAAUAAAACUACAGAUAUUGAAAAAAUACUUAAUGACAAUAUGAUUAUGGAUUUGCCCAAAACGACUUUGGAAAGUUUCAAAGAUUUUGAGAGACAGUUAGAGUCUGACAUUGAACUUGUAAAAAAAUUGAAAUGUUUUAUCGUUCUAAAUAUGAAAACCUCUUCAAAAGUAAGUGAUAACUUAACAGCAGUUAUUCCUAAAAUAAUCUGUAAAGAGGUUCAACUAAUGUACAGUGCGUUUGGAAGGGAAAUGAAUGGCCAAAAAAAACUUAAUUUUUCUUCUACCAUCACUUAUAAAUACUUACUAGAAGCACUUAUUACUAAACAUGAAGGUGUAAAAGGAAAAGACAUUUCGAGUAUUUUAAGCCGUUGGUUUUCGGGGGCUAAGGACCGCGAAGGAGGGAAGAAACUUAGAAUGAAGAAUGACUGAAAAAUAAUUAAUUAAUCAAAAAAAUGAAUAUGGCUUAAAUAAAACUAUUAUUUUAUACUUAAUACUUAAAUUAGUUACCUACCUGUUUUUCUUAUAUUACAUUUUACUCCAAAUAAAUAAAUAAAAAUCUUAAAGCUCAAAUACAGUGAAACUUUCAUGUAACAAACUUCCAUUUAACGAUUUAUUUUUGAGAACCUUGAUCUUCAUUGUUAAUUAUGCGUUUAUUCUAUGUAACUCAUUCCUCUCUGUAAUACAUAUUUAUUUGUUCCACUUUCCUCCGAGACUUUGUUAAACAGAAGUUUCACUGUAUGUAGUUAUUUAUGAGAUAAUUUCCAAGAUCAACCUUUUGAAAGUAACAAAAUAGAGGUGCAAAUAUUUAUUAUACAGAAUACAGUUAUUACCCAGGACAUAAUGUGUCAGUGUCAUAAUAUAUGCAUAUAAUUAUCUAUCGGUAAGGGUAGUCCACUACUGGUAAAGCCUUAUUAACCCUGACAUAUAACACUACUAUGACUAACAGUAACAUGCCAGCAGAUUUAGGCAAUAUACUUGGCAUAAUAUACUGUCAUGUCUAGGAUAAUAAUAUUUUACCAGUACUGGUUGGUACUGGAAGUACAGUACUGACCAGUACUGGGA